AUCAAUAUUCUUAAACGUAGGGGGCGGGGCUAGCCGUUUCCUUGUUGUUUGAGUGAGCAUAAAGUGAAAAGUGGGACAAAACCACCCAUAAAGCACUACAAAGAAUUGCCGAGGAAUACAAUUUGAGUCGAAACCGUAAUUGUGAGUAAUCCUGAGAUGAGCACCGAGAAGACUCCCGUGGAUGGGGCUCCUUCUCCAUUCAUGGUCCCCGGGCAGCCACCAUAUCCUCCCGCAUAUGGCACGAACAUGUCAGACCCAAACUUGUUCGGGGGUCCUACUCCUGGUGGUCCCCCUUUCCCUCCACCGAUGGCGUUUGGUCCUGGAGUUUUCGGGAUGGCCACGAACCCUCAAGCCAGCACAGGUUAUGAUGCCAUCCCCUCUUCUUCACGAUAUUCUCCGCCAGGCCCCGGAUUUAAUAGCGGCUUCAACAAUGAUGUUUACCAUAACGAGGAGGACCCACCACCCUUCGAUGAGAAUGAAGAGUUUGAUUUUGGAUUAGAUAACAAGAGCAUAAGAAGAGCCUUCAUUCGAAAGGUAUUCUUGGUGCUAACUGCUCAGCUGAUGGUGACAUUUGCUUUUGUAGCUGUUUUCACCUUUGUGGGUGAAGCCAAGAGCUUUGUCCAGGGGAAUGCAUGGACCUACCUGUUGUCCUAUGCUGUGUUCUUUGUGUCACUUUGUGUGAUCAGCUGCUGUGGGAGCGUUCGCCGGAGACAUCCUUGGAACCUGGUUGCACUGUCUGUUCUGACCCUCAGUAUGUCCUACAUGGUGGGAAUGAUUGCCAGCUACCAUGACACUGACUCAGUGAUCAUGGCAGUAGGAAUCACAGCAUUUGUGUGCUUUACCGUGGUAAUAUUCUCUCUGCAGACUAAAUACGACUUUACUUCCUGUUACGGCGUGCUUUUCGUCUGUGUAAUAGUCCUGUUUGUCUUUGGCAUCCUCUGCAUCAUCAUCCAAGACAGGAUUCUGCACCUUGUGUAUGCUGGAUUGGGAGCAUUGCUCUUCACUUGUUUCUUGGCAGUUGACACACAGAUGCUGCUUGGUAACAAGGAACUGGCCCUGAGUGCAGAGGAAUACAUCUUUGCUGCUCUUAACCUCUACACAGACAUCAUCAACAUCUUCAUCUAUAUUCUUUCCAUCAUUGGAAGCGCAAGGGGGAACUGAACAGGAGCAACAGAGAAAUUAGUUUUAACAGAACACUGUAUCGAGUUAAUGUAUAGAAGUUAAUUACCAUGUCUCAGCGUGCAUUGAUUACAUGGCUGAGAUUUCUUUGCUUCACCCAAUGUAAAUGUUUCUUUUGUGAUAAUAUAAAAGGGGGGAGGCGUUUGUUCCAGUGUCAUGAAGAGGAAUCUGUUGAUAUGCAAGCUUAUUAGUAAAAAAAAAAUUUUAUGAAGACCUUGUCAUAUGGUUUAAACAGGAAAAACCCAAUGAGUCGACCUUGAGAUGGAAUUGUUUUGUCAAACUACUUCCAGGGUCAUGAGUACAUUUUCAUGCUCAACCUAAAGUGUAUAUGAUAAGGGCUGAAAGCUACAGUGGAAAAAAAGCUGCUCAGCUUGUGUUAACAGCUCUGUUUCCAUGGUAACUAAAUAAACUCUCAUCCACUGAUGAGGUGAUACGGUUAAACAGUUAGUCAAACAGCUAUUUCCAUGGCAAAGAAUAUCUUUUAAGUUUUGUUUUUGUUUUUCCCUUUACACCUGAUCUGUGUUCUAUAUAGGGAGAGACAGAAUCGCAUCCCACCAGAGAGCAUCUUGUUG
Molecule: messenger RNA, 1751 nt
Organism: Monopterus albus (swamp eel)
Lineage: Eukaryota; Metazoa; Chordata; Actinopteri; Synbranchiformes; Synbranchidae
Gene: grinab
Product: glutamate receptor, ionotropic, N-methyl D-aspartate-associated protein 1b (glutamate binding)
Exons: 7
Coding region: 157-1161 (334 amino acids)
Biological process (GO): negative regulation of apoptotic signaling pathway
Cellular component (GO): membrane; endoplasmic reticulum; Golgi apparatus
Source: RefSeq, a predicted model, not a curated record